Messenger RNA from Pimephales promelas (fathead minnow), 693 nucleotides. It is a transcript of the gene mrpl41, whose product is annotated as mitochondrial ribosomal protein L41. Lineage: Eukaryota; Metazoa; Chordata; Actinopteri; Cypriniformes; Leuciscidae. The record is from RefSeq and is a predicted model, not a curated record. Gene Ontology annotation, biological process: translation. Gene Ontology annotation, molecular function: structural constituent of ribosome. Gene Ontology annotation, cellular component: mitochondrial large ribosomal subunit.
UGUCUUCGUACUGAUCUGACCAAUUACAGUUGAUUUCUUUACUACGCUUAACGUUGGAAAAGAGUGAUCUCUUAUUGAAAGCGCAGUAGCACAUCGUUCAAGGUUAUUGCUGCAGAAAAAUCACUCUUAAAUGGGGGUCCUGUCAGCGCUGACGCGGGGACUCGUGAGAGGAGCUGACAGAAUGGCGGAGUUCACGAGCAAGCGUGGGCCCAGGACAUUCUACAAAAGCAGAGGUGCAAGACCCACUGGAGUUGUCACCUCAAGCAGAAAGUUCAUACCUGUACGGGCCAUGAUACCAGAGUUUGUGGUGCCUAACCUGGAAGGAUUCAGCCUGAAACCCUACGUGUCAUACAAGACCCCAGCAGGGACAGAAGAGCCCAUGACUCCAGCGAAGCUCUUCAGUGAGGUGGUGGCCCCACAGAUUGAAAGAGACAUUGAGGGAGGGGUUUUCGACAUGGACAGUCUUGAGAAAUACGGAUUGGAGAAAACACAAGAGGGGAAGCUGUUCAAGCUGUAUCCCAAGAACUUUGUUCGUUAGAUGGACUUUGUGUUUGCAAUGGACUGUAAACAAGGUUAUGUUUUGUUAGAAUUUUCCAUGAACAGAUAUCAUCUAAGAUUUAAACCAUUUCAUACUUGACUGUUUAUUUGGAAAUUAUUUAAAAACUACUGGAAUAAAAAAAAUGCUCAACCCUU